AAUAUCAUCAAAAGAUUACCAACGAACCAUUUCUCCAAUCUCCACGUAUCUACCCUCUCCUCGCCGGCCGGAGAGAGAACAACUAAAAUGGCGUAUACGUCGUCUCUAUUCGCUCCAAAUACUUUCCACACUAACAACCUGAGAUUCUCUCCGCUUUCUCCCAAACCAAAAACAAAUAGAAGCAUAACUGUAGCCGCCAUUCCGCCUCUUACUACUGCCUCUGCGGCAGACCUAUCUUCAUUCGACAGUACAACACUCGCCGUCAUAGGUGGAGGCUCCGUGGCUGCUUUAGCCGCGGCGUUAUCCCUCACUGACCCCGAGCGUCGGCGACGGCUCCAGGCAGAGGAGGUCGGGGGCGGCGACAAGGAAGUGGUUAAGGAGUACUUCAACAACUCUGGCUUCCAGCGGUGGAAGAAGAUUUACGGAGAGACUGAUGAUGUUAAUCGAGUGCAGCGCGACAUUAGGCUUGGCCAUUCAAAGACGGUGGAGAAUGUAUUAAUGAUGUUGAAAGACGAAGGCUCGCUGGAAGGAAUUACUGUUUGUGACGCUGGUUGUGGGACCGGAUGUCUAGCGAUUCCAUUGGCGAAAGAAGGAGCGAUUGUUUCGGCCAGCGACAUCUCGGCUGCUAUGGUGGCUGAAGCUGAGAAGCAAGCAAAAGAGCAGCUUCAAGCAGUAAACGAAAAUGCAUCACCUAUAUUACCGAAAUUUUAUGUGAAAGAUUUAGAGAGCUUAGAUGGGAAGUAUGACACAGUGAUCUGCCUAGAUGUUUUGAUACAUUAUCCACAGAGUAAAGCAGAUGGGAUGAUUGCCCAUCUCGCAUCAUUGGCAGAUAAGCGACUAAUUUUGAGUUUUGCACCAAAAACAUUUUACUAUGAUCUACUGAAGAGAAUAGGAGAGUUGUUUCCAGGGCCUUCAAAGGCAACCAGAGCAUAUCUACAUGCAGAGGCGGACGUGGAGAGAGCACUGAAGAAAGUUGGGUGGAGAAUAAGAAAGAGAGGUCUAAUUACUACACAAUUUUACUUUGCGAGACUCGUUGAAGCAAUUCCUGCAUAAAAAGGAAGAGAGUUCAAGAUUUAUGUUCCGAGCUUCUAGCUGAGCACUUAGCAGGUUGCCAUUCCUCUCGAAGACUUUGAUCAAUCGAUCUGUGAGAUUGGUGUCCUCACAUUCAUAUGAUGAUAGUGGCCUCUUCUUCCAUCCUUUCUGGGAUAUCAAUGUACCAGGAUUUUGUUCUUUGAUUGUGCCUGCAGGAGAGUAGAACAUAUGUUUCUUAUGUGCUCUGAGGCUUUAGCCCUUAGUUUGUGACCAGGGUUUAAAAAGGAGAAUUUUGUAUUAGUAAAAAAGGGAAUGGUCUGUUUAGUUGGCAAUUCAGACAAGAGUGAAGAAAAUGAACGGGAAACUUACUUGAAAUUGAGUUACCAGAUGUCGGCUGUGUCCUUCUGGGAUCCUCAGCAACAACAGUUUCCUUCUUAGAGGUCCAGCAAAUUUCAUCCUGCUCUAAUUCUUUAUAAUCUGAAAAUAAACCAUCUACUGUAGCCUCUUCAUCCUCUUCUUUCUCUGCAGCUGUCAAUCUGGCUGCUACCUCAUCUCCAUAAGCAUUCUUCAUUUCUGUUUCUACAGUAAUAAGUCUCAAGGGGAUUGCUUCAGUAGCAAAUGGCCUUCCAUCCAAGAGAUUAUAAACUUCCCUGUCAAAGAAACCAGGCAGCCUCCUUUCUCUCCUGAGUUCAUUCCUCAUCUUCCAAAAUGUUUCAUCCUCAUCUUUCCUAUGCAACUCCCAAUUUUUUAUUUUCUUAAAAUCACAGAGCAAAUUACUCCAUCUUUUCCGGCAUUGCUCGGGUCCUCUAUUGACAGCAUGCUGUUUACAAUAUGAUGAGACAGAAUCCCACUUAGGUUCAAUCUGAUCUAACCCCAAUGUAGAACUGGAUCUACAACUCCGGUAAACUCGGUUUUCAACAACUUUCUUUCCCUUUAUGAGAAUGAAGGUUUCUUCCUUA
Molecule: messenger RNA, 1991 nt
Organism: Jatropha curcas
Lineage: Eukaryota; Viridiplantae; Streptophyta; Magnoliopsida; Malpighiales; Euphorbiaceae
Gene: CHLM
Product: magnesium-protoporphyrin IX methyltransferase
Biological process (GO): chlorophyll biosynthetic process
Molecular function (GO): magnesium protoporphyrin IX methyltransferase activity
Source: RefSeq, a predicted model, not a curated record